Messenger RNA from Mollisia scopiformis, 393 nucleotides. RefSeq lists its product as uncharacterized. NCBI's taxonomy places the organism in Eukaryota, Fungi, Ascomycota, Leotiomycetes, Helotiales, Mollisiaceae. The transcript is spliced from 2 exons. The record is from RefSeq and is a predicted model, not a curated record. Bases 1 to 393 code for a protein of 130 amino acids.
AUGUAUAUCCACCAGAGCAACCCUCAAAUGUUGUCACAGUCAACAUCGAUCACAAUGAGCAACACCACAAUCGUGAUCGCACCAGCGAAACAGCUAAGCGAAAUCGAUAUCAUCAAUGUCGACGGAAAUGGAGUACAACCUCUCAUUGUCACAGGAGUCAUGUUGGUUUUAGCCCUCGUGGUCAUCUGCAUUUGGAAUGGCUACCACAUUUGGAAACGUGGGAGAUCCUCAUCUAGAAACUACACCUUCACAUCUACGGAUCCAUACAGUGACGUUUGGAGUUUCGACGAAGAAGUGGGAGUUGGAUCUGGAGUUUUCUCAGAUAUGGUCAAUGAUCUUCCCGUAAUCACGGAGGAUAUCGAGUUGGAGAAUUUUGGUGGGGGCAGUCAGUAG